Opisthocomus hoazin is the source of this 1234-nucleotide messenger RNA. The record is from RefSeq and is a predicted model, not a curated record. NCBI's taxonomy places the organism in Eukaryota, Metazoa, Chordata, Aves, Opisthocomiformes, Opisthocomidae.
CUUUGUGGCAUAUGUGGAAUACUGUGUGCCAAAAAAAAAUCUGGACUUGUUAUGAUACUUUUUUCUGCCUGUUGCAUCUGUGGACUAAUCGGAGGAAUCUUGAAUUUUCAAUUUCUUCGUGCUCUGACAAAGAAGUCGUCUGCUCUCUAUUCUUUGCAUCUUGCCUCCAUGUCUCUUGCAUGCAUCGGAAUUGGUGGUUGCACCCUUUCUUCAUGGCUCACUUGUCGGCUAGCCAGCUAUGAACAAAGGCGAAUGUUCUCAGAAAGAGAACAUUCAUUGCAUCACUCCCAUGAAAUGGCAGAAAAAAGAUUGAGGGGUAUUGAAAUAACCGACCUGCCCAGCUGCCCGGUGGUCCCCCCGACACCAGAGUUACCUCCAAGGAAAUGACAGACAACCUAAGCAAUGGUGGCCCACAUCUGAUUUAUAAUGGAAGUGUAUAUUAAGAGAUUUUUAAAAGUUCCAUGGAAAGAAGUGGUUUUAGAAUUUUCUUCAAGAAAAAAAUACACUCCAAGAAACUGAGAAAAUGGAAUUAUCUUAACUUUUAUGGCUAUAAUGUCACAACUGCUGAACAGCACAGUUGCAUUUCCCUUUUAGAAACAUGUUCAAAAUGUGUCUCCUAAACAUUUUGGGAUAUACAAUAUUUAUUCACUUCCUGGCUACUCUCUUUUUUUUUCUUUUGUCUGAGUAACUUUUCAGAAUGGUGAUAGUAUUUGAAAUAGACUUCUCAAGACUCUUCUUCUCAUGAAGACUCAAAAACCAGAAAAAAUAAUUAAACUGGACAACAUUUAGCCCAGUCACCAGAUUCCUAUAGAGAAGAGAAGACAGCAGAGGAAGGAUGGCUCAGGGGAAUCUUCUUCUUCUCCCCACUUAGCAGCAUCUGGUGUAACAUGAUGGCUUCAGACCAUGUGGCAUGGUACCAGCAAUGCAUCUCCACAAUGCCCCUCCCCACACUGCAAAUGCAUCCUGCCUCAGUUUUCCCAGUAGAUCAUAUCAAAAGAAAGUGCAUAUUACUCUUCCAAAAGGCUCUCAUUUCAUAUUCAGAGUGUAAAUGAGCAGUGUGCUGAAAACAACACCAAUGUCUUUGUUUUGAAAGACAGAAUGCUCUAAGAAUGCCAUAAAACAAAACCUCAACAAUGCCUUGUUGUAAAGAAAUUGUAAAUAUUUCCAAUUUGUGAAUGAAGUAUAUUUCGUAACUUGUUCAUAAAAGAUGACAAAUAAAACGAAAUCUAAACCA